Molecule: messenger RNA, 1875 nt
Organism: Oryzias melastigma (Indian medaka)
Lineage: Eukaryota; Metazoa; Chordata; Actinopteri; Beloniformes; Adrianichthyidae
Gene: napgb
Product: N-ethylmaleimide-sensitive factor attachment protein, gamma b
Exons: 12
Coding region: 151-1089 (312 amino acids)
Biological process (GO): intracellular protein transport
Cellular component (GO): SNARE complex; vacuolar membrane
Molecular function (GO): soluble NSF attachment protein activity; syntaxin binding
Source: RefSeq, a predicted model, not a curated record
GUUUGGCCCUCGGCGGCACCCAUCGCCUGCGACAUCCGAUGACGUCAGAGCAGAGGAGGAGUUCCUGGUAAUCCAAACAUCGCCGUAAAAAACCCUUCAUAUCCAUUUCUCGAUAUCAAAGGCAUCUUACGGCAGCAGUCCUUUCACAGCAUGGCUGCUCAGAAGAUAAACGAGGCUCACGAACACAUAGCUAAGGCGGAGAAAUGCCUAAAGACGAGCCUGACUAAGUGGAAGCCUGACUUUGACAGUGCUGCGUCGGAAUACGCCAAAGCAGCUGUGUGCUUCAAGAACGCGAAGCAGUACGAGCAGGCGAAGGAUGCUUACCUGAAGGAGGCGGAGUACCACACGGAGAACAAGACGCUUUUUCAUGCUGCAAAAGCUAUUGAACAAGCAGGCAUGAUGAUGAAGGAACAAAAGAAGAUGCCGGAAGCCAUUCAGUACAUAGAGAAGGCGUGCAUGAUGUACAUGGAGAACGGGACUCCUGAUACUGCUGCCAUGGCUCUGGACCGGGCUGGAAAACUGAUAGAGCCUCUGAACCUGGAGAAAGCUGUUGACUUGUACCAGAAGGCAGCCGGGGUGUUUGAGAAUGAGGACCGCCUGCGUCAGGCUGUAGAACUGCUGGGCAAAGCCUCCAGACUUCUGGUUCGGUUAAAAAGGCUGGACGAGGCUGCCACCGCUCUGCAGAAGGAGAAGAACAUGUACAAAGAGAUUGAGAACUUCCCGAUGUGUUUCAAGAAAACCACGGCUCAAGUGCUGGUUCAUCUUCACAGAGGGGAUUAUGUGGCUGCCGAUAAAUGCGUCCGAGAAAGUUACAGUCUGCCCGGCUAUAGUGGAAGUGAAGACUGUGUUGCCAUGGAGACACUAUUACAAGGCUUUGAUGAGCAGGAUGAAGACCAGGUUUAUCGUGUGUGCAACUCUCCACUGCUGAAGUAUAUGGAUAACGAUUACGCCAAACUGGCCAUUUCCCUGAAGGUUCCUGGAGGAGGAGGGAAGAAGAAGAAGGCUGCCGCUGCUCCACAAGGGGGCAGCAGCGGGGCACCUGCUGCUGCAGAGGAUGAAGAUGAUGAAUACGAGGGUGGGCUGUGUUAGUUUCUGCUCUCCAGUGUGUCGACUGCCUACAUACGUCCAAGUGGCAAACCCUCUAAGUUCUGACGGCCGGCUGUUCAACCUUCAAUGUGCAAAAAAGCAAAACAGUAUCCUGAACAGCUAAACUACGUGUACGUUUUUUUUUUAACUGUGUUAUCCUACGAGGUGGACCUCGGCCUGCUCUUUAAAAACACGUCUUCAUAUUUGUUGUGUGUGAAGCUGUAUAUUUUGCUGUCAUUGUUGGUGGGUAGAGAGUAAGGCUAGUGAUGGGAGCUGAAGCGUUCUGGUCUGUGUAUAGAUGUUCAUUUGUACAGAGAUAAUUUAUUCAGUAUUCACGCCUCUGCUCUAUUGGAAACAAUCUGAAAUCACACGAUUGCUGCAUGUUUACUAAUGAAAUCCUUCAAAUCUUAUCUCUAAUGACAAAGCAAGUCCAUUCAUAAAUCAAGCUACUUGUGAUUUUUUUUAAUCUAAAUGAAGAUCGAUUUAGUUUACCUUGAGGCGUGUGCUUCAUCAGAUGGAAUAUUCCGGGCUGAGGUUUUGGUCCCUGAAUCAAUCCUUUGCUGUUCUAAGAGGGACCAUGCAAUGAUCUUUACUCCUCAUUCCUCGCAUGGUCACUGGUCUGUUAGGAUGAGGGUUAGCUGCCAGUUAAACUGUUGAAAUGGUAGGACUUUGUGGUGAUAAAGGGAUUCAUGACUUCUUUUAAAUGGAUGCUGUAGCCCCGCUCAUGUAAAUGGCUCUAAAGGAGGUCUCUGCACACGUCAAUAAACGUUUCCUUUGUGCUGCACUUGA